GCCGCUCGCAAGCUUUUUUCGGCGACUUUUUUUUCUAAAAUCUUUUGUCUGACAGAUUGUUCCCCAUUCACUCCCUUCAGAUAAUUUCUGCUGUCUCUACAGCUCUUUGUCAGGUCUUCGGGUUUCACUGGGAGACUGAUUUCUUUAAUUUCAUUCGAAAUGGGCGACUCGUCUUCGCAAUAUACUUCCCCAGGGCGUAAGAAUGCCCCCGAGGAUUCCGAAGAAGAGAAUCGAUCGGAAUUGGAAAUACAUUCGACCCCUAUAACACCUUUAAAUGGCGCCAAGCAGAAGCUACAAACCAACAAUACAACAUCUGGACGGAAGAGGAGAGCUCUGGAUAACACCACUGGAGACCGUAAUAUAUCGCCUGCUUCACCGAAAACGUCUCUAUCAUCGCGGCAUAAUACAUCCACUGAUCGUCCGUCAAAGCGCAAGAAGGUCCGCGAGUCCAAAGGAAGCCAGAUACAAAACGGCAAAGCAGACAAGGCCACGCACAAGCCCGACGUACUCACGCAGGAUGUACCUUCAACUUCACCUUCCCCAGGAACAGAAGAUUUGAUCGCCCCAGACCCAGGAAGCAAGGACCAAGAGAAAGGAUCUGCCCAGGAGGAAUCGGAAGCAAAUUUGAACACAACAUCAAAACAACCUUCCGAGAAUUUCAAAGGCCUGGUGGAUUUCAAAAAGGGCAAACGCGGUUCGGAUGCCAGCAAAGGGAAAGAAAAUAAAUCAACUGGUUUCUUCACGCCAGAAGAAGUUAAAGCUCUGGAAUCCUUCAAGCUAGAUUUUUGCACCACCCACGGCAUGGCAAGCGACACCUUUGACCUCAUGAUUCAGCAUUCAGAAAGGGACAAGUCAAAUCCCUUCCCUUGUCCUACGGAUAUUACCACAAAAGUGGCUUUCUGGAAAAACAUCUAUGAAAUUAUCCCACAUCGCGAUAAGAGAUCGGUUUAUCGGUUCAUGAGACGACAUUUCCAAUGCACAACCCAGAAGCCACAUUAUUGGACUGCCGAGCAAGAUGACGAACUUAUAUUGCUUCAUGAGCGCCAUGGGCCCAGGUGGGCUCACAUCGCCAAAAUGAUUGGUAGAAGCGAUGACGACGUGAUACAGCGAUGGAGAAAUCACCUCGAACAUCGCCAGACGAUGAACCGAGGGCCCUGGUCUGAAUGGGAAGUAGGUGCACUACUACAGUAUCUACAGGACUGGUGGACCCACAUGAAGAACCUGGGCCAUGAGGUUGGCCGGGAUAUCUAUGAGAUAGAUGAAUCUAAGAUUUCUUGGGGAGAGAUCAGCAACCGCAUGGAAAACUGCCGUUCCAGGCAGCAGUGUGGAGACAAAUUUCGCAAGAUUAGGCGCAAGGUCUUGACUCGGCGUAGCAUGGGGAAUCCGGAUGCUUUCUACGACCCUGUUGUGGAGGCAAAACCACCCAAGCGUCGAGGUAAAUCGAAAUCAAUCACGCCUUCUCAGAGCCAAUCAAACAAGCACUUCAAAAGUUCCGAAUAUGUUGAUUCCGAUGACGAAUCAGGGGAAGAAGGAACCGAGACCGACAAAAUCUCCAGUAUGGAUCGAUCAACGUCCAAGACUGAUGACAGUUCGUCUUUGAGGUCGCUUGAAACUGCACCGAAGAAAGUGAACUAUCCAAUUCAUCCUCAGGAAGACAGCGAUAGGCCCGACCCGGAUACUUCCAUCUCCGGAUCAGAAGAAUCAAAUUCCGAGUCAGAAGCAGAGAAAUCAAUUUCUGAUAAUGAAACUGGUAGUAUUCGUUCAAUACAAUCGUCUGGAAAGGAGCAGUCUUCGGGACACAAGGGCAUUGGAAGCCUUAAACGACAACGGCGGUGAUUGUGGAGAGAAGCCUUGCCCCGGGGAAGUGAACAACGAAAGAACUCACUUUGAAACCGCUUCCUCCGCCUCAAGAGGCGAACGGAUCCGCAAGUUGCGAUUUCUUAGCCUACCAUCACAUCAGCAAG
Aspergillus costaricaensis CBS 115574 is the source of this 1964-nucleotide messenger RNA. Its product is annotated as MYB DNA-binding domain protein. Bases 160 to 1836 code for a protein of 558 amino acids. Gene Ontology annotation, molecular function: transcription cis-regulatory region binding; DNA-binding transcription factor activity. Gene Ontology annotation, cellular component: nucleus. The record is from RefSeq and is a predicted model, not a curated record. The transcript has a single exon. Gene Ontology annotation, biological process: regulation of DNA-templated transcription. Lineage: Eukaryota; Fungi; Ascomycota; Eurotiomycetes; Eurotiales; Aspergillaceae.